Molecule: messenger RNA, 1311 nt
Organism: Anopheles coluzzii
Lineage: Eukaryota; Metazoa; Arthropoda; Insecta; Diptera; Culicidae
Gene: slx1
Product: structure-specific endonuclease subunit SLX1 homolog
Exons: 4
Coding region: 154-1281 (375 amino acids)
Biological process (GO): double-strand break repair via homologous recombination
Cellular component (GO): Slx1-Slx4 complex
Molecular function (GO): crossover junction DNA endonuclease activity; 5'-flap endonuclease activity
Source: RefSeq, a predicted model, not a curated record
CAAACGAUGUGCGUCCGCUUCCUUUGCAUCCGCAUACGCAUCUUAAUUGAGCUUUAAUUUUCCUUUAUCUAUUGCCGAAACAGUCAUUACAUGUGUAUUUUGUGUCUUGUUUAAGUGUUGUGUUGUUUGCAUCCGUUUCAAUGUGUUUUAAAGAUGAACAGCGUGGAAGAGAUAGAAGAUUUUUACGGUGUGUAUUUGUUGGUGAGCAAAAGCCCCAAUCCCAAGUUUGCCGGUCGCACCUACAUUGGCUAUACUGUUGAUCCGAACCGACGCAUAAAGCAACAUAAUCGCGGAGAAGACGCUGGCGGUGCUAGACGAACAUCCAACCGUGGUCCAUGGACGAUGGUUCUAAUUGUACAUGGCUUUCCGAACAACAUCUCUGCACUACGGUUCGAAUGGGCAUGGCAGCAGCCUCGCGUUUCCCGCCGGCUUAAGCAAAUGCCCGAGCUGCAGAAAAAGUUACGCAAAGAAUCGAACUUCGAGUACAACUUUCGCAUACUGACGGAGAUGCUGCGAAUGGGACCGUGGAACCGAUUGCCACUCGUCGUCCGCUGGUUUGCGGAUGAAUUUCAUCGGGAAUUCGAGGUUGGGAAAAAGCCACCCCUACACAUGCCCAUCUGUUUCGGUCGUAUCAAGAAGGUGAGGCGGAAGAAAGCGAACAAGCAACCGAUAGAAGGGCGGCACACUGUGCAUCCGUCAGCGGCCAAACAAACCGUAUCGAAUCGGGCGAAGAAUAGUAAAAUAGCGAUCAAUUACGAUUUCGAUGAGUACGAUCUGCUUGUAAUGGGUGGUGAGAAAAUCGAUGAUGCUGGUGAUGCUGCUGCUGUAAACCGCCCCAGUGUGCCACCGAUUAUGCCAGCGACAACAAUGCCAGCCGACGAGAGUGUGGUGAUUAGUUCCGACUCCGAGAGUGACAACGGCACGGCUGAAGGGGAGCAUGCUUCACAAUUUACGGCGCAAAAGUGUACCAUCUGCGCUGGUGAGCUAAUGCUGGAGCAGGAGAAGGAGGAGAUGAAGGAGGACGCUGAACAGCGGCAGAGUGAUUUAAUUUUAAGAUGCUUACAGUCACGAUGUCCGUUGACCUGUCAUGUGGAGUGUUUGGCCGAACUGGUCCUAGAACCGGGUCAGUACGUUCCGGUCGAAGGCGACUGUCCGCACUGCGAGGGACACUUUCUGUGGGGUGACAUCAUACGCAAAGCGAACGGUUGUAGCGAUUUGGUAGACGAUACAGACAACGUUGACCCAGUUGUGUUGGAUGAGGUGUCGGAUGAAGGUGAAUAAACUGGGUGCCGUGUGUUGAAGGAAGUGGAA